This is a messenger RNA of Dromiciops gliroides (monito del monte), 938 nucleotides long. RefSeq names its product acylphosphatase 1 (gene ACYP1). Bases 205 to 684 code for a protein of 159 amino acids. NCBI's taxonomy places the organism in Eukaryota, Metazoa, Chordata, Mammalia, Microbiotheria, Microbiotheriidae. The record is from RefSeq and is a predicted model, not a curated record. Gene Ontology annotation, molecular function: acylphosphatase activity. The transcript has 3 exons.
CCCUAGACUGGAGUCCCGGGUGUCAGCACGUUCUCCAAGUGCGCCAGCCUCCCUGAACCCGGGAGAGGAGCCCUCGGCUUGGGCCAGCUCCGCACCUGAGCGAGCCCCCACCCAACGGCCUGGCCUCGGCCUCCGCAGGGCCUUUCCCAACUACCUUUGAAAGGAGAGAGUGUGCCCAGAACAGCCCAGAAACUGAGAGUGAAAAUGCACCUAGAAACUGAAGCCGGGCUUUCGGCUGUAUCAGAGGGCAAUAAACCCAAGUCUGCCCCCAAAUCCUUGUGGAGAAGAGUGCCGGUGUGUGCCUCCCUAGCCGGGCUAGGCAUACUAGUGGCUUCUCUCAGAUUGUUCAGCAGUGUGGUUCGUUCAACAGCAGGUCUUACCAUGGCUGAAGGACACACUCUGUUGUCCGUGGAUUAUGAAAUCUUUGGGAAAGUCCAAGGUGUGUUUUUCCGAAAGUACACACAGGCUGAGGGUAAAAAGCUGGGACUUGUGGGCUGGGUCCAGAACACUGAUGAGGGCACGGUGAUAGGACAGAUCCAGGGUCCCACUGUCCAGGUUCGAGUCAUGCAGGAAUGGCUUAAGACGGAAGGAAGUCCUAAAUCCCGAAUUGACAGGGCAAAAUUCAACAAUGAAAGGAUCAUCCCGAAGCUGGAAUACAAAGAUUUCCAAAUUGUGAAAGAUUAGUAAUCAAAAGACAGUAUUUUUUCUAGUGUAAUAUGAAUAUAUGCUUAUUUGAAAUUGUCUUUAAUUUAUUAUUUUUGUCAGCUGUGUUGUUAAUAUUCAGAACUAUUUGUUACUGUUAAUAUUUAGGAUGGUCAUUAAGAUAUUAUUUAGAUAAUUUCAAAUAUUUCUUGAAUGUAAUAGGCGGACCACAUCAAAAGAUUGCAACUAUAAACAUGAACUUAAUAAUAAAGAAAAAAGACAAUUGGAAUCUCUAA